Molecule: messenger RNA, 1198 nt
Organism: Juglans regia (Persian walnut)
Lineage: Eukaryota; Viridiplantae; Streptophyta; Magnoliopsida; Fagales; Juglandaceae
Product: annexin D2-like
Exons: 5
Coding region: 56-1006 (316 amino acids)
Cellular component (GO): cytosol; cytoplasm
Molecular function (GO): calcium-dependent phospholipid binding; calcium ion binding
Source: RefSeq, a predicted model, not a curated record
UAAUAAGACAAGGCACCGAGUGAGCGAGAGACAUAGGUAGAGAGAGAGAGAGACAAUGGCGACCCUUAGAGUACCAGAAGCGAUUACGUCACCAGCUGAGGACGCCGAACAACUCCGAAAGGCUUUCCAAGGAUGGGGAACCAAUGAGGCCUUGAUCAUAUCUAUAUUGGCUCACAGGAAUGCAGCUCAAAGGAAGUUAAUCAGGCAGUCCUAUGCUGAAACUUAUGGGGAAGAUCUUCUUAAAUCACUAGACAAAGAACUUUCAAGUGACUUUGAGCGGCUUGUACUGCUAUGGACUCUGGAUCCAGCUGAGCGUGAUGCAUUUUUGGCUAAUGAAGCAACAAAGAUGUUGACAUCCAACAAUUUGGUUCUUGUGGAAGUAGCGUGUACUAGGUCUUCUCUUGACCUCUUUAUGGUAAGGCAGGCAUAUCAUGCUCGUUUUAAAAAAUCUCUUGAAGAGGAUGUUGCAUACCAUACAUCUGGAGAUUUUCGCAAGCUUUUGGUUCCCCUUGUGAGCUCAUUCCGAUAUGAUGGAGAUGAAGUGAAUAUGAAAUUAGCAAAAUCAGAGGCCAAGAUACUUCAUGAGAAGAUAUCCGAGAAAUCUUAUAAUCAUGAUGAGCUCAUUAGAAUUCUGACUACAAGAAGUAAAGCACAGCUGAAUGCGACACUCAAUCACUAUAACAAUGAGUUUGGAAAUGCCAUUGACAAGGAUUUGGAGGCUGAUCCUGAUGAUGAGUACAAGAAAUUACUGAGAGCAACAAUUGAGUGCUUGACCUACCCUGCAAAAUAUUUCGAGGAGGUUCUGCGGCUGGCAAUAAACAGGUUGGGGACAGAUGAAGGGGCUCUUACAAGAGUGGUGGCCACUCGAGCAGAGGUUGACAUGGAACGGAUCAAAGAAGAAUACUAUCGGAGGAACAGCAUUCCUCUGGAUCGUGCAAUUAACAAAGAAACUUCUGGAGACUAUGAGAAAAUGCUUGUGACAUUGAUAGGACAUGGGGAUGCAUGAGGAAUGCUGCUGGCCAAGUGUCGUUGCUUUUGCUGUGUCUUGUUAAGUUGCAUAAUAGUGAAUGAAUGUAGUUUGAGUUGCGUGCAAUAAGUUGUCUUUAAUUUGGAUGCGUCUUGUUAUGGUUUCAAGUGGGCAUUGUUCUCAUACGACUCUAUUUGAGUUCCAAAUUGAACGAGGAGGGUUUUGUUCUUG